Molecule: messenger RNA, 864 nt
Organism: Aspergillus aculeatus ATCC 16872
Lineage: Eukaryota; Fungi; Ascomycota; Eurotiomycetes; Eurotiales; Aspergillaceae
Gene: horA
Product: ubiquinone biosynthesis protein COQ11
Exons: 4
Coding region: 1-864 (287 amino acids)
Cellular component (GO): mitochondrion
Molecular function (GO): protein-containing complex binding
Source: RefSeq, a predicted model, not a curated record
AUGGCUGCUAAACGGGUCGUUGUCGCGGGUGGUAGUGGUUUCCUGGGUUCAAGGAUCUGCAAGUCUGCCGUCGCUAGGGGCUGGUCGGUCACUUCACUCAGUCGUUCGGGCGAACCGCGGUGGGAGACCGUUACAGACUCGGUCAGUCGCCCGAGCUGGGCGAGCUCCGUCGAAUGGGCCAAAGCCGACAUCCUCAAACCCGAGACAUACAAGGCUUUCCUGAAUGGAGCCACGGCCGUGGUCCACAGCAUGGGCAUCCUACUCGAGGCGGAUUACAAAGAUGUGGUGCAGGGAAGGGAGCCGAUUCUUAGUGGCUUACAAAGAGCCUUCAGCGCCUCGAGGCCUGGCAGUCAGGAUCUUCGGGAGAGAAGAGAGGGCGAGCCACUUGAGGUCCGGGACCGCAGCGGGCAGUUUACAUACGAGCUGAUGAACAGGGAUUCCGCUAUCGCCCUCGCCCAAGCGACACACCACGAGCGGGUUCCUACCUUUGUCUACAUUUCUGCUGCGUCAGGAGCACCGGUCCUUCCCAGUCGGUACAUCACAACUAAGAGAGAGGCGGAAGCAAUCAUAGCGGCGCAGCUACCGGAACUUCGAAAUGUGUUCGUGCAGGCACCCUUUAUGUACGAUGAGAGUAGAAAGUUCACCCUGCCGAUUGCACUCGGUGGCUUUGUCGGAUCUCAAGUCAAUGCUCUGCUGGGAAAUAAGCUUGAUUUCCUCGGCUCUAUGGUAACUAAGCCACUCAAGGUGGACGACGUAGGCGAGGCCGUGGCAGAGGCCCUCGAAGAUGAGUCUGUUCGCGGAGCAUUGGGGGUACAAAAAAUUGAAGCCCUAGCCACGAAGGCUUGGAGAAAAAGCAUGCUUUGA